This is a messenger RNA of Vicia villosa (hairy vetch), 723 nucleotides long. RefSeq names its product secreted RxLR effector protein 161-like. The transcript has 2 exons. The record is from RefSeq and is a predicted model, not a curated record. Bases 1 to 723 code for a protein of 240 amino acids. NCBI's taxonomy places the organism in Eukaryota, Viridiplantae, Streptophyta, Magnoliopsida, Fabales, Fabaceae.
AUGAACAAGGCAAAUCCUUUGAGUAGUCCAAUGAUGGGUAGAACCCUUAAUAUUGAAAAGGAUUAUUUUAGGCCUAAGGAAAGUAAUGAAGAGGAUCUUGGCGCAGAAGUUCCAUACCUCAAUGCCAUUGGGGCACUCAUGUACCUUGCUAACUAUACAAGAUCCGAUAUAGCUUUUGCAGUGAAUUUACUAGCAAAAUUUAGUUCAUGCCCUACUAAAAGACAUUGGAAAGGAAUAAAGCAUAUAUUUCGAUAUCUUCGAGGUACAUCUGAUCUUGGUUUAUUUUAUUCUAACAAUACAAAACCAAUUUUGCUUGGUUAUGCAGAUGCAAGAUAUUUGUCAGACCCACAUAAUGCUAAAUCACAAACUGGAUAUAUAUUCACAUAUGGCAAUACUGCAAUAUCAUGGAGAUCUCAAAAGCAAACUAUUGUAGCAACUUCUUCAAAUCAUGCAGAAGUAAUUCCCCUUCAUGAAGCAAGCAAAGAGUACAAUGCGGCAUGUGUUACCCGGAUGAAAGAAGGUUACAUAAAAAGUGACAGAACCAAGCAUAUCCCUCCAAAGUUUUUCUCAUUCACACAAGAACUGGAAAGAAACAAAGAUGUUGAUAUUCAGUAUAUUCGUUCAAGUGAUAACGUGACAGAUCUUUUUACAAAGGCACUUUCUACAUCAAUUUUCAAGAAGCAUGUACAAAGUAUUGGAAUGCGUCACCUUCGAGAUCUUUAA